This is a messenger RNA of Miscanthus lutarioriparius, 717 nucleotides long. Lineage: Eukaryota; Viridiplantae; Streptophyta; Magnoliopsida; Poales; Poaceae. The record is from the annotation of a GenBank genome assembly.
AUGGCUGAGGACUCUAAAAAUCAGUUCAUCACUAGUGAGUACCUCCAAAAUCUCAUGAUGGAGGAAAUCAAUGACCCAAUGGUGGCUUGUGUUGAGGCAAAGAUGCAAGCUCGGAUUGAAGCUAAACUUCAAGCUCGGGCAGGUAGCAGCAGCAACUCUCGAAGGUACAUUAAUAGGGAUUAUGAAGCCGGCCAUGCAAAAUUAGUUACUGAAUACUUUGCUGAGAAUCCAUUGUACACUGAUUACCAAUUUCGUAGAAGAUUUUGGAUGAGAAAGCACAUAUUUUUGCAAAUUGUUGAAGCAUUAGAAAAUUGGUCCCCGUAUUUUCAGUUAAGAAGAGAUGCAUUCGGUAAGGUUAGCACUGCAAUCACAGAGGAGGGAGCAGCUGUUUCAUGCGCAUAUCCACAGACAAGCGAGGAAGAGAGACAAACCCAUGCAGGCCAGGCAGCAGACUGGGAUGCGUAUGUCCAAUACGCGGCGCGGGGCCGUAGAGGUACUCGGAGCAGACCAUGGCGCCGUGAAGGAGGCGUCUCAAAUCCUUCAGGUGAGAGACGGUGCGACGACCAAUCGACGCACCAUCCGCCAUGCCGCACCUGCCGCAUCCGCCCUCCAGAACGUGAGCUAGCGGGCUUGGAACUCGACGAGGGAGAAGAAGAGUCUGUGGAUCCGCAGGUGGAAGUUCGGAUGGAUCGACCGGAUCUGGGCAAGGCACGCUAG